AUGACUGGCAUUGGUAAGACUACUCUUGCUAAAGCACUGUUCGAAGAUUCAACAAUUGUGGAUCAUUUCGAGUGUCGUGUGUGGGUGACAGUGGGUCCCACAUAUCGAGAUAAAGAAAUUCUACGCAGUAUUCUCGAUCAAGGAAAUCCCGGCACUGAUACAAUGCCAGACGAUGAAUUAGCCGACUAUUUGUCGAAAAGAUUGAAGAAUCGGAUAUGGCUCGUUGUGUUGGAUGAUGUAUGGAACUCGCAGGUCUUGAGCGAUUUGCUUCGAUUAUUACCUGACAAAAGAAAUGGGAAUAGAGUCUUGGUCACAAGUAGAAUACAUGAAGUGGACAAAGGUGGCUAUGGUUUUUGGGGGAUAUAG
This is a messenger RNA of Erythranthe guttata (spotted monkey flower), 366 nucleotides long. The record is from RefSeq and is a predicted model, not a curated record. NCBI's taxonomy places the organism in Eukaryota, Viridiplantae, Streptophyta, Magnoliopsida, Lamiales, Phrymaceae.